Messenger RNA from Aspergillus fischeri NRRL 181, 576 nucleotides. RefSeq lists its product as uncharacterized. The transcript has 2 exons. The coding region runs from base 1 to 576 and encodes 191 amino acids. The record is from RefSeq and is a predicted model, not a curated record. Lineage: Eukaryota; Fungi; Ascomycota; Eurotiomycetes; Eurotiales; Aspergillaceae.
AUGAGGCACUUCAUCUUUACUCUCUUCGCCUUGGCCACUACCUCGGCCUUGGCUCAGGAUCCCGGCCCAUCACCUACAGCCUCUGUCGGCUGCGAGCCACAUGGCGACCACUGGCAUUGUGAUGGUCCAGCAACUGGAGCCGCUACUACUACCAGCGAGCUAUCCCUCGCUCCAAGUCCCACUGAGUCUGUGGGAUGCGAACCCCACGGGGACCACUGGCACUGCGACGGGCCCGCCUCCGCCACGGCCAUGCCAACGGCGACUUCUGAUGACCACGACCACGACCACGAUCACGACCAUGAUGACCACAGCAACGCCACACCGGCUGUCCCUAGUCCCACGGAGUCGGUUGGAUGCGAACCGCACGGCGACCAUUGGCACUGCGAUGGGCCCCGGGAGACUGGCAGUCCUUCUGCGAGCGCGAGCGACGCGUCCGCUUCCACUUUGGUCUCGACUACUUCAUCUGCCACAGCGUCUGCCACUGGAGCGCAACAGACGGGUGGAGCUGGCUCUUUGAGCGUGGAAUUGACUGUGGCGGUUGGUUUGGCUGUCGCCGCUGCGGCGUUUCAUGUUUGA